This is a messenger RNA of Caenorhabditis elegans, 2494 nucleotides long. It is a transcript of the gene F34D10.4, whose product is annotated as C2H2-type domain-containing protein. The record is from RefSeq and is marked reviewed. Bases 23 to 2101 code for a protein of 692 amino acids. The transcript is spliced from 6 exons. Lineage: Eukaryota; Metazoa; Nematoda; Chromadorea; Rhabditida; Rhabditidae.
CUCAAUCAAUUGACGGCGGCAUAUGGAACCUUAUAUUAAGGCAUUAAUAACCGAUAGUUAUGAACAGAAUAAAAACUUCUUCAGAUGUCGGUUCAUGAAAAAUCGGAGGGGCGAUGAGUGUAACUUCGUCGGCACAUUUUCCGACACUCUGACCCAUUUUUCGAUACACACGAAAGUGUACUUGUUCGAAUGCGAGGGAUGCACAAAACAAGUGGUCGACUUCAUGGACCUUGUGGAACACAGAUCGCCUUCCACCGGCGCAAUAUGUAGAGGAACAGUCGAGAAUAUGCGGCAACUUCGACUAGAGCGCAUGAAGACGAUUGAUGCUCACCGCUGCCGAAACGUUUUCAUUGUAGGUGCGACGCGAAGCGAGUUUGAGGAUUAUCUGAGAUAUAAGAACACUCACGGAAAGCAACAGUCGUUCGGCACACCGUUGUACAAUGAUAAUGAAGAGGAACAAACUCGACAUCAGCCGCAACAGCAGAGAUCUUCAACACCACUUGCACCGACAACUCCAACUCCGCCACCACCAACACAAGCUCCUACAAAUCACCGAGAACUGCUGUUAGACUUUCCACUUCCAGUAGAUUUCAGUCGGCCACCGCCAGUUAUUCCGCCGGAAUACUUCUUCAAUGCUCCGUCUGUAUCCCAACAACAUCAUCAAAGGUCCCAGUAUCAACAUUAUGCUCCACAACCACAAGGAAAUCGUACUCCUGGCUAUGUUGCACGUCCCAUCACUCCUCACGGCAACCCGAAGCCACAGAACUACCAAAUUGGAGGAGGAUGGAAUCCUUAUGCAAAUCCACCAUCAGCAAAGGAUGCACCCGCUACUGUCAGAGAUAAUAGGUCUCCGUCGAGACCUCGAGGCGAUUUUCGUAGAGACCGCUCCCAGUCCAGAGGUGCUGAAACUCAUUGUCAACAAAGCUAUCAACCACCAGCGGAUCCACUUCAAGAUCGUUCAAGAAAUGGCCGAUCGCCACCAAUGGGAACUCAUUCGCAUUACGGACAAAAUGCAAAACCUGCUCAAAAUGGAAAUACUUCCCACUACGAGCUUCGCUCCCGGUCCAGAGGUCGUGCAACUGUACCAAUGAAUGCUAAUUUCCGUGCAGGGCAUCAAACAGGAUCUUCAUCUCGCCUGGAGUCUCGAUCCAGAGCUACAGCGUCAGUCGGUGCUCGCGCUCCAUCAAGGGCUCCAGCCCCGUCUUCAACCUCCAGAGAAACUAGGUCGACGCGUCGUUCUCCGUCAAAGGGUCCAAGCGCACCGGCAUACACUCUUCCUUUCGGUGGUUCAACUCCCAAUCACGAGCCGAUGGAUUUGGAGUUGGAAGAUCCAGUUCCACCACCACGCCCGGAUCGACCUCGUGCAUCGACAUCAUUGAAUACGUCGGUCUCUCAAAUUAAACGCAAUGAAGUGCAAACCGGAGUCUAUAAUAUCCGUCCCCAACGAGUCCAGGAUACAGUCCAAAAGGCUAGAACUGCUGUUGGCUAUGCGGGCACUCGUAAUAGGAGUCCUCUGCGAGAAGCCGAUGCUGAAGAGAUUGCAGCGACGGAAGCGCUAAAAAACCGAUUCGCAGUGAAAAGCAGAGGAACCGCAAAAGCCAAAGCAAAUUCAAACCGCGGAGCUGCACUUCUUGAGUCAAUCGAGCCAACCAAUCGAAAAAUCGAAACAGCGGAGGAGCGGGAAAAGAAGCAGAACGAUUUAUAUUUGGAAAAAAUGAGAAAGAUUAGAGAAAAGCAACGUCUGGAACAAGAAAAGAUAGACGAUGUGGUUGUCGAUUCAGGGAAUCUUCCUACGAUUGCUCCAAAUGCUGCCGGAACUCCACCACCGCAGUCGGUCGCCGCCAUGCUGGAGCCGAAGGAAGAGUCUGAAGAAGACGAACCGUCGACCUCCGCAAGUGUUCCUUUUCAAAGAAGGAUGAACUCUCCUCAAACUCAUGCGACAAGCUACGCGAGGCGCAGUGAUGGAAAGCGUCACCCAUCGAAAUCGCGAAGCUCCAGGGAUGACCGAGCCAAUAGGCGUGACCGAGAUCGGGAUUCUGACGGACGCUGUGGAGAUGACCGCCGACGGGACCACCGCAGCCAUCCGUAUGAGCGACAUUAAUCGAGGUUCUCAUGUACCAUCAUUAUUGACUCGAUUUUUUAAAAGAAAGGAACAACAUUUCAUUUUUCCUUCAAAGUAUUUAUUUUUUUCUAAAUUUUAUCCCCCUUUCAGGAGAAAAUAGAUCUCCAACCCCCUCCCCCGUAUUUAUAACAUAAUAGUAUUUUCCCCAUAAUGUGCGAUUUUUAACGGAUCUCUCUUUCUGUCCACAUUAAUUUUUUUCUAAAUUUUAUUCCCCUUUCAAGUGAAAAUAGAUCUCCGACCCCCUCCCACUUAUUUAUAAUAUAGUAAUAGUAUUUUCCCCAUAAUGUGCCAUUUCUGUCCACAUUAAUUUUUUUGUGUGCCUUUUUCUUGUCAUCCGCUUUUUUUUGUUUUUAUAAAAGUAAUUACCAGUUU